AUGCAUUAUCAUGCACCGGCACUGCUCAAGGUGGAGGACAUGGAAAAUCAGGCUGGCAAGGUCCCCAGGGGAGCCCGCGGCAGAGACCCACCACUAGGUGUUGCUGGAGGAGGAACAGGAGGGUGGAUGCAGCUGGAGGACAUCGGGGGCUGUGGGGGCGUGUCCCCUCAUGAAUUAUGUGCCAGUGGGCGGGGCCUCGCCCCUCGGCGCUCUGUCCCUUCCAAGAGUGAGAAGAUGGCGGCGGCGGCGGCGCCCGGCGGACGGGCCGCGGUACCGGCGCGGCGGGGCCGGCGGCGGCGGGGCCGGGCCGGGGCGGUGGCGGAGGAGGAGGAGGAGGAGAAGGAGGAGGUGUUGCUGGCGGUGUCGGAGUGCCCGGUGUGCCGGCAGGCGCUGGUGGAGGCGGUGACGCCGCCCUGCCGCCACUCGUUGUGCCUCGCUUGCUUCCAGCGCUGCCUGCAGGGCCCGGGCCUGUGCUGCCCGCUCUGCCGCAGCCGCCUCUCCACAUGGGCCCGCGCCGAGCCCGCCGCCACGACGGCUACCGGAGGAGGAGGAGGAGGAGGCGGGGAGCAGCGGCCGACGGACCAAGACUUUAUAUUCAGAGCACCCAUUAAAUUAAGCAAACCAGGGGAACUCCGAGAAGAAUAUGAAAGCCAGCUAAGGAAGCUGAGAGAAGAAAAACUACAAGAGGAGAAAGCUUCUGAGGACCUGAUUCACAAGUUCAUUCUGGACGACGGGGAUGUAGGAAAGAGAAAAAUGGAAGAACAGCAGAAAAAAGAGGAAUCUUUAGUGCUGAAAGUGAACCAAGAGUGUUUGCCUGAACGUCUCUCGGAUUCAGAGAAUGAAGAACCAUUCCAGGGCAGGCAAACACAUCGAUCAGCUUUUGUUUCCAAGACCAGUGCCUACUCCUUUGCUUUCCUUUCAGGGAACCUAACCGCCAAGGUGGAAAGGAGUCGGAGCUGCAACGACACCAUUCAGGAGAGAUCAAAGAGCAGGCAGAGAUCAGCCCCAGCCAACAAAACAAAGGUGCCACCCGUCACCAGCACGUCCACACCACUGGUUGGGGUUUUGUCAUCCACCCAGAACAACCGCUGCCUCUCGGCCCCAGACCUGACAGCAGAGAAGCGCCUGGUUCUCAACCCCGUUUCAUCCCUCUCAGCCCUGCACAAGCCAGAGAGAUCCAUCAGCCCCGAGAGCAACGACAGCAUCUCAGAGGAACUCAACCACUUCAAGCCCAUCGUCUGCUCUCCGUGUACCCCACCAAAGAGGCUUCCUGAUGGCCGGGUCCUGAGCCCCCUCAUCAUCAAAUCCACCCCGAGAAACCUGAACAGGAGCCUGCAGAAGCCAACGACCUACGAGGCCAGUCCAAGAAUCCUGAAGAAGUGGGAGCAGAUCUUUCAGGAGCGCCAGAUCAAAAAGACUCUCUCCAAAGCGACCCUCACGUCCUUGGCUUCAGAGCCUGGGGAAGAUGUUACAGCUCCUGACAUCACCAACUCCAGCAGUUGCACUAAGGAGCAGCCACAAGCGCAGGAUGAUCACCUUCCACCCGACCCCACAGGAGACCCUCGCCCCGAGCUGGAUUUCUUCCCUUCCAUCAGCGAAACGAAGCUGGGAAGAGGGAAUGAGAAGAACAGAGAUUCCCAGGCCUUAACCACAGACGACAGCGCCGCUGAUCCAGAUGUGAGAUCAAACAUCACCUCCCUCAACCCACGAGUGUCCGAAGUCCCUGACCUUAAAGUAAACACCUUCAUGGACAAAUCCUGUCUCAGCCUCGGCUCAAAAGUGCUGAGCAGAAGACUCCUGGGUGUCAGCACAUCGCUUCCCGACAGCACCACGCUGAAAGCACCGGGGAAAAAACAGCUGAAAUACCUGAACAACAGCGAGUUGAUCAACGUCCAGAACAGCACCUGCAGCUCGGUGGAGAACAUCAUCGGGGAGCAGCCCCCGGCGCUGAGACGGGGCCGCAAGAGACGCUGCAAAACAAAGCACUUGGAGCACAACGGCUCCGUCAAGAGACUGAGGCACCCGGCGGCAGAGGUGGGCUUGGUGCCCGACGUGCGGGACAUGGAGCAGAAGCUCCAGCAAGAGGAGGAGGACAGGAGGUUGGCCCUGCACCUCCAGAGGAUUUUCGACAGCGAGAACAGGACAGUGGAGAGGCGGAAAGUCAGAGUGGAGCGGUAUCUGCUGCGCUCCAAGAGCACGCUGGGUGCCAAGUAGCACUGGUGGACGCUGUUGCCUUGCUAGAGGACGAUGAGGUUUAUCAGAUUAUCCUAUAGGAAACCUAUUUUUGGUCAUACUUCCACCCGCACAGUUGGUUUGCUCGGUUUUGGUGGUAAGAUGUUUGUAGGUCCAGUUCCGAUCGAAGCCAGAGUCCUUUCAGCUGAACAAAAACAAAGAGGGAUUGAGGGAAAAGUUCCUCAAGUUUUCCUGGUCCAUUGGUCUGAAAGAUGUGUGCGUUGUCCCCGUGAAUACACUGCAACACCUCUGCAUGCACUUGGUGACAUUUGGGUUCCCCAGAGGAGGGUUGUGUGAGCAGCAUGGGAUGAGGAGCUCAUCCAUUCCUUGCCUUGCUGCCUCAACAGGCCAAGGGAAAUCAGAGCUCUACUCACAGAAAGUAGGUUUUUCCCAUCCUAGAAAUAGUGUUUUCCUCUGCCUGUCCCAUUCUCUUCCUCACGUUGUGGUGGUCAGACUGUUACUGAUGUCAGUGUGUUUGAAUGACCCACUUGAGGGUUGUUAGGGGGGGAAGUUGAUCUGUAUUUCUGCUAGGAAGUACCAAACAGAUCCACGUGUAGUACUUACAAGUGAAUGUAUCUCACUGUCUGCUCCAGCAGCGCAGCUCACAGGUUACUUUCUUUAAGUAGAAAGUAGUAAAGAAAGACUUAAAAUAAGGAUUUUACUGAAAAGCCUUAGAGGUUGCCCAGAGAAGCUGUGGCUGCCCCAUCCCUGGCAGUGUUCAAGGCCAGGUUGGACACAGGGGCUUGGAGCAACCUGCUCUAGUGGAAGGUGUCCCUGCCCGUGGCAGGGGUUGGAGCUGGAGGAGCUUUAAGGUCCUUUCAACCCAAACCAGGCUGGGGUUCUAUGAACUUGCACAUUCAUGUUAGUGACACAGCAGUAGAGCAGCUUGGACCAUGCUCUGGGUGCUGUGACCCAGGGAGCAAAUGCAGCUUUUCUCCCAUCCCUUCUUCUUCCAAGGCAAGAAGGUUUCCUGUUCUUCCCACCUUGAUACCUAGAAAGGGAAACGCUGGCUGGGUGGUUCCAGGAAGGAUUCCUCCCUGCUGACACAUACCUUGCUCAGUGAAGAGAUCCCUCAGCACACCUCAGACCUGCCCUUACACGUCCAAUAGCAGCCCGAGGAGGCAUCCCGAGGUCUGUGACGCAUCACCCUCCUCUCCCAGCACCGGAUGAGCUGGGAUGGGAGAGUUGGGAUGGGAGCCCAGCCCUCCCAGCCCGCAGGCACAUGGAUGUGGGUGCUCAGGGUGAUGGGAGCCUGCCCUGCCCCUGCUCCCAGCUACCUGUCUGCUGGCUCAAACCACUAAGAGAGCUCAGGUGAGCAAUGCACUAAAGAUUUCCACUUCAAGGCAUGAAGUUGGGCAGCCCGGACCAGAGCUAGCUCAGAGCUUGGGCUCGGUGGAGCUUGUGGUGGCCCAUCCUCGGGUUCUUCAUAUUUCCAUCACUUUUCCCCAUCAUCCCUUAUAAUUCCAUUGAUUAUUUCCUAAUGAAUGGAAAUUAAUUGAUAAUUAGGCUCAACAACCUUCCGCUCAACUCAGUACUUGAAGGCCACCUUGCAGAGUAUUCACUGGGGACCCUCAGUGCCCACAGGGACCUUGUCCGGGGCAGAGGCUGUGGCAUUCACCAUCUCGCUGACCCAUGGGCUGGAUGACAAGGGGUGUUUUGGGGAUAGAACUGAAAGCAAAGUGUUGGGGCAAACUCACCAUGAUCCCGUGGUGUGAAGGGAGAAGAGCCAAGUGUUUGCCAGCAGAUGGAUCUGAUCCAAGAGAACGGUCAUUGCCCAGUUUCCUUUAGCUAAAAAUACUGGUUUAAUAUCCCAUUCCACCUUAAAUGGUUCAAGAGAGCAAACAGGAACUGGUUGGCACUGGCACAGGCUGCCCAAGUGAAUGCCCCAUCCCUGGCAGUGCUCAAGGCCAGGUUGGACACAGGGGCUUGGAGCAACCUGCUCUAGUGGAAGGUGUCCCUGCCCGUGGCAGGGGUUGGAGCUGGAGGAGCUUUAAGGUCCUUUCCAACCCAACCCAUUCCAUGAUUUUCUCUCCUGUGAGGACCCUGGCGCCUUUUUUCUCCCCAAAUUGAACUGGAUUCCUUUUUUUUUUUUAUUUUAAAAAAAGAAAUCUUAUAUUUUAAUGGAUAAAAUUUAUAUAUUUUAAAUACUAUAUUUCAACAGAUUGACACUUUGGUUUUGAGAAAUCUUAUAGCAAUGAUUCCGUAAUAUAUAUCUCUCUCUAUAUCUAUCUCUGUAUCUCCUUAACACACAAACUACCGGGUGGUUUAAGUCAUCCCUAGGGCUGGCUAGGCCUGGCUUGGCUAGGCCUGGCCUGCUGCAGCUCAUGGGUGGUGGCUUUCCAUGCCCUCUAACACACCACAGCCUCCUUAGGUGCUGGUUGAAGCAGGCACUUCUGACCCAAACCGAACCCUGCUCCUGUAUCCAGCUGUGAAUUGGAAGGAAUUGAAGUGCUUGGAGCCUUGGACCUGAUCUAGAAGAGCAGCACAGAGAGAAGAGGGUGGAAAACGCUGGCACAGGUUGCCCAGAGAAGCUGUGGCUGCCCCAUCCCUGAUUCAAGGCCAUUGGAUGUGGUUCUGGGCAACCUGGUUGAGCUGAAGAUGUCUCUGCUCAAUGGAGCAGGAUGGACUAGAUGAGCUUUGAAGGUCCCUUCCAACCCAAACCAUUCCAUGAUUCUAAGUAGCAUUGGCCUGGAUCUGCCCUUUACAGUGAAAUAAGCUCGGGAGGGAACCCCACAGCCAUUAGUCAGAAUUCAUGCUGGGUUUUCCCAACAUUUUGAGCUAAAUCCUGCACUUCCCAAGUGCGUUUUGAGUUGUAAUCACUUUUACAGGCCCCUUCCUAUGCUUAAUCCCUUGAGCCCCAAUCAGACUUCCCGAACCAGCUUCCUCCUUCCUGCUUGAGGGGUUCAUCCAGGCUGAGGCUGCUCUGAGCAAGCCCACCCCACAAAACCCAGCUUUCCACAUGGAAUGUGUCCUUUCUUGCCCCUCUUCACAUGGAUUUCACAGUCCAGUUGUCUUAAAUCCCUUCUUGAGAUUACAUCAAUGUUCUGGGGGUUUGUGUGUUGAUUCCCUCUUUCUAAAUCCAAGCUGGGUGGAAGCACAGGAGGUGAUGCCUGAGCUUGGAGCCAGGAAAAGCUUCGUGGGACCCCUCGUGCCUCUGGUUCAACCUCACCUUUUCUGGGCUCCAAACCAAGAGAGUGCUCCUGGGCUUCCCAAGCAUCAUACAUGGUCCAUUGCAUCCACAUUGAAGAAGACCUUUGGACGUGGCAUCACAAUCAUCAUGGAAGCUUUCAGGAAAGCAUCAGAGCUGGAUCCUCCUUUUCUCAUGAGGUUUUUAGUCUGAUGAAGCUACUGCCUGUGUUUCUACAUCCACUUCUCCAUCUGGUUGCUGAAGGACUGGGGAGAACAUGGGCUGUUUCCAUAAGGAUCACCUAACCCCUCUCCCCUUCUUCCUGAGCUAUCAGGAACAUGACUGCUCUCAGCUGAAAUCCACCCAAGGCAGUGUUGGGAUCAAGACCUGAGCUGGUGUGAAGUUAGGAUGAAUGUGUUACUAACCCAACACUGUUGAAGCUUGCACAAAACCAAGUUCAUUGUAUGUAAUUACACUUCAAAGAGCAGGAAUUCCUUCUUCUACCCUUUAGAGGUCAGGUACGACACUGCCUUUGCCCCAAGUAAUGCCAGCUGAGAGGGAAAACAGCUCUUCCUGAAUGGUGGAUGCAGCACAAGAUCUGCAGAGACCCCAAGAUGAAACCACGUGUGGUCGAGGCCAGGUUGGACACGGGGGCUUGGAGCAACCUGCUCUAGUGGAAGGUGUCCCUGCCCGUGGCAGGGGUUGGAAUUGGGGGAGCUUUAAGGUCCCUUCAUCCCAAACCAUUCCAUGAUGCUAUGAAAGUCAUUUCUAACCCUUCUCCUUUCUGCAGCCACCUCCUCUCCGGGAUGAGGGCAGUGGGACAGGGUGAGCAUCCUCCCAGAAUGUGGUGCUCUCUUCUCUUGUGGGAAAUAAGAAGCAGAUGAAGAGCUUGCCCUGCUGGAAGCACUGGAGGGGCUGGGGUUGGUUUGACAACAGAAGGUCUGUGUCUGCCAAAGAUGCCACCAACUCUGGAAGGUUUCUUUUGGACCCUCUGGAGCUCUUUGCCCGGGAAAAGCCGUAGGGAAAGGUCUGUGUUUGGAGUCAGUGGGAUGAGAGAAAAGAAAGUGCCAAGAAGAAGGGAUUGUACCAGCUGAUUGUAUCAUGUUGUUCUCUAGUGUCAGUAUUUACUCCAGAUGCUGUUGUACGUGCAGUAGUCACGACGUGGAGCUUGAACAAGUGCUUCUUUCUGUGUUCUCAAUGAAAGCAAAGGGUUGAAGCCUUAAAGACUAUCACUGAUAUAAACCCAAGCCUUUAGCAAUGCUCUGCCUGGACCCUCCGACAGGCCCCGGCUGUAUCCCAGUUAUCCAGUGAAAGGUUGACAAGGAGCAUGUCCUGGAAGUGUUGCAUGAAAACCUGGUCCCUCUCAACCCAUUGAGGGCCUAAAGAUGACAACCAGCCGCUGUUGGAUGCUUGGUCUUGUGUGGCACCACGAUGGUGACCUAUGGGUUGUCCCCAUGGGUGGAACUGGGACCUGCCACCCAUGUGAAGUCCACCACAGAAGCUGGGAUGAUCCCAACAUGUCGCAUCCAACACAAACCUUCCUUGGGUCUAAACCAGCAUCAGCUCUGGAAUUAGCUCUUCACUAUGCAACAGGAAAGCCUUCAGCUGGUGCCACGGGGGGGGAUGUUUGUCUGGUUUCCUUGGUAUUUACUAUCAAACUGCUCAAAUCUGGAUGUUUCUACUCCUUUUUUCCCCCAAUACUGCUUUAAAUCGUUGUGCUUUCGUGUUCUCCUCAGCACCGGGGUGGGACAAGACUUUCAAUGGUCGUUUUGGGUCUCAGCUUCAUCUGAAUGUUUUCCAGAGGGAAGUUCCUGAAGGACUCUUGACUUGCAUGUGUUAAAUGUGUGGGUGACAAUGACAUGCAGGCGUCUGUCAUGUUGUGGCUUCUGUCAUUUGGAACAGAGUAAAUCCUGCUUGUGGAAAACAAAGCUUGUCACAAACCAGAACUGUGCCAACUGUGUACAAAUAACGUGUGCAUCUUAACAGCAACGAGGACUUUGAACUGCAGGACAAAGGCCGAGGUUAAAACAGAAUAAAACCAGGUUCUGACAGUG
This is a messenger RNA of Strigops habroptila (Kakapo), 7413 nucleotides long. RefSeq names its product ring finger protein 169 (gene RNF169). Bases 1 to 2214 code for a protein of 737 amino acids. The record is from RefSeq and is a predicted model, not a curated record. Gene Ontology annotation, biological process: double-strand break repair. The transcript has 8 exons. Lineage: Eukaryota; Metazoa; Chordata; Aves; Psittaciformes; Psittacidae. Gene Ontology annotation, cellular component: site of double-strand break; nucleus. Gene Ontology annotation, molecular function: metal ion binding; ubiquitin-protein transferase activity; nucleosome binding.